CGAGAGCAUGAGCGGAGAAGCGAAGCAUAGUGUUCCCUGUUUUGUGAGAGGCUUUGGUAACUCCCCGGGUCUUCUAGCUCUGAUCUGGAAAAGCAAGUACACGUGGUGAAUGAAAGAUCUCAAUGGACCAUGUUGAUGAGCACAAGAUGGAUCCGAUACAUACUUAGCAAGAAAUAGCAAGACGUAAAUGAUGUCUGCAGGUGGCAUGAGCCUACGAGAAAACAGCUCUUGCAAGAAUAUCCCAGAGAGUACAAAUGUUGUUCAUCUGUGUGGUUGCGCACCCCACCGUUGUAUUAGCGUGCUAUAUCUAGUAUAACGAAAAGACGCUCCGAGAAAAAUGGAAAGACAGUAUAUGUAUAAAUGUGAUUUAGAAGAACACGAUGAGAGCCUGAAAUACAUAGCAGUGAGCUACUCGUCUGAGGUGUAUGCUCGCAACAGAGGAUAUCGCCGGAAAUACGACAGCUUCUGCUAGAUCUAUCAUUCCAUCUUGUUGUUUUAUCGAGCCAGCGAUUGUCAAUGUGAGUAGCUUUGAUUUUCAUUUUCUUCUUGAGUAUAUAUAAAAGUACAGUGUUAAAAGACCCAUGUCUACUAGUGGUGGAGGUGUAUUAUCAGGCCCCACCUGGCAGUAGGGGGGACGACGACGCCAAACCCAAAGUAAGCGCUUCGCAACUGCUAUUACAGGAAAGCGACGAAAUUCCUACCAGCGCGCUUCUUUACCAUCUCUGGUGCUACUUCUUGAUCUAAUAAUUUACGUAUGCUCCCCAUGGAUUUCGAAGAGUGGGGAGAGAGUAGCGGCGGCUCCCAGUUGGGAAGCUUUGCGCAGCUGGUAAUUUGCGGUGUAGUUGGCUGGUAUUUCGUGCGGGGGAAUCGUGCGGAGCCGGCAAGUACGACCCCCUCCUCACCCUCGACCAGCAAAUCAAGAAAAAAGAAGGACUGUGCGGGUGGUGUUAGUAGCGACGACGAGCCAAUACAGGAUGCAGCACCCAACCACCUGCGGCCGAAAAAGAGCCUGGCCAAUAUGACUUGUUCAAACUACCACUCGUCCCACUCUCGUGGUCUCCAAGCUCUACUUGUGCCUCGACGUCUCCCAUGAUGAUACCUUGCAACUGUCUCUCAUGUUUUCUAAACGCACAUCUGUUUGAGUUUGACAGUAUCUAUUAGUAACGAUUUGCAGGAGGUGGAACCAGAUGUGGGACAAUAGUUUGAGCAGGUGAUACGCAUGGCCUACUUUUUCUACAUCUCCGGGGGAUUUCUGACAGGCUCACACCACUUAUACCUGGAGAAUUAUGAGUACAACUUAUAUAUUGGAUACCGCUCCUGUGAUUUAGUCACAUGCCUCUUGUUGAAUUGAGGUGUCAACUUUCUUUCAUUUCUUUCAAAUAGAAAGGCCUGAAGCCCGUAGGUGUAUCAUCUACUACGGUGAGCAAGACCACGUCUUCAUGAAGGCUACAAAUCUAAUAAGCCACUAGACUGCGCCAGCGGCGCACAGGCACAGCCACAGCCCACUCGGUUCGUCAGGCCGCGCAACAACCGUAUAUUUAGACAUCGUCGAGACGCGAAAUGCAAAAAUGAAUCAUCAACACUUUUUCAGGUACGGCACGACCUACUUGUUCACCCUGGGGUACUUCUUUAUCGGCAUGUGCGCCGAUGCGUUCCUGCUCCCGGUAUAUGUAUACAACCACAACCGGAACGUGCACCCCCAGGCCGUCCAGGAGUCCUUCCGCGUCUGUCAGUUGCUGUGGAGGUUCUGCAAGCUCUGCUUGCUCCUGAGUGUGCUUUUCACGGCGUUCCUCGCCUUUUUCCCCGUCACGUACGAGUACGCCACAGGGGAGUUUUUGGCGAACACCAACGGAGUAUGAGACUGCACAAAUGUUACUCCUCUCGUCGUCACGCGUAAGCAUACAACCACACCAUACAUACGAGGAUUCUGUUCUUGUCUUUUGGCACUGCUUGCAUGACAGCUUCUAUCUUCCCGCAGCCAUUGAAUUUGAACUCGAAGAUCGCGCGGGGGCUUGUCAUGCAGUAGCGACAGUUCUAGUUGUACAACCAAUCAAUGCUUGUGUUAUUGUUCAUGCCCUUCAAAUGAUGGAGGGGGGACCGCUUGUGCAAGCUCAUACGAGGCCACGGUGAUGCAGAACCCCUACGACGUUCUGGAGAUACCAAGGGGCAGCACCAUGCCGGACGCUCACAAAGCCUACAAAAAGAUGUCGAUGAAGUACCACCCCGACAAAAAUUCCAGCGCUGACGCCAAGGACAAAAUGGCCAAUGUCAACGCCGCUUACGAAACGAUAAAAAAGGUACUUCAACAUCUACUUUGUGCUUUCAUGAUUACACUUGUUGUUGCAUUCCCAUUCUUUAUCGCAGCUCCGCGCACCUGCUGAAAAAAAUCGACAAAUGAUCAUUCCAGGGCACGAUCGGGCUGGAAUUCAGUGAAGACGGACUGACGGAGAUGGCGGAACGAUGGGUGGAGAAGUGGAAAACGCUGCUGAACUAUUUGGAAACCUCGUCCAAAGCUCGCAAAAAGGAGAAGGAGGACAAGACCAAAAAGGCCAAAGAGACAGAAGACACACCAUCGGAUGGAACGACCAACAAGAAAACCAGCGACAAAAAGAAAUCAUCUUCCAGCACAAGGAAAACAAAGGGACGGUAGAGAAUAAAAUCAAAAUCAAAGUCACCCCUACAUUAGAUAUAAAAACAUGUCGAGUUUUUUCAAAGAAACUGCGCGAUCUUUGCUACUUCUAUCUACCCCCAUCAAGAAUUUGUCACGUAUUUGUAGUAGUACGUAGCUCUUCUUCACAGAAGUGAUUCGGCUUCCCGUGAAAACCAAGUUUUUUCUACAUUUCCCUCGCAUGUACUGACUAGUACUCCCCAGCAACGCGCACUGGCCCCAUCCUCGACGCGCAUUCUUCAGCUAGAGGCUAAAGAACCAGCGCAUUGUCGAGAGCCCUUGUACGAAGGCGGCGACUUUUCAUCUUUUGCACAGUCACAAACUUUCUUAUGUUUGUGUGGUGGUCGUUCGAAGAACAAGACCGUGCAUAAAACAUUUUUGUUGUGCCUUUGCAAUCGAAGGACUCGCAUCUUCAAUACGUGCUUUCCAGCGAGGAGGACAAAAGUACACGGAAGAUCCGAUCGCUGCAGCAGCCUGUUCUCUUUCCAUACGAAUACGGUCCCGGUCGUGUGUGUUCACCGCAGAGAGGGACCCGCAUCCAUGGGAACAAUGUCGUGAGCCCGAGAAACAGUCGCAGAUUCGUGUGCCGUUCGUGCGUCAUUUAUUUCUGUUUUAAGCGUGA
Molecule: messenger RNA, 3290 nt
Organism: Amoebophrya sp. A120
Lineage: Eukaryota; Dinophyceae; Syndiniales; Amoebophryaceae
Source: the annotation of a GenBank genome assembly